AUGGUUUCGCUUAGUACUCCUCGCGAUGGUGAAGGAACGUCUCGCCGACCCAUCACCACCAAUAACGAACCCGAUGGCCGAGAGACCGCUAACGACGCGACCCGGGUGCAAGUAGAUAGCGAUUCCGAUAUGGAGGAUGAAGAAUACUCACCCGACGAUCCCGCGAUCUCAGAUCCGUCUCUAGCGGCCUACCUUGAAAGGAUGGUCUCCAAAAGGUUCGACACCAUUCAAUCUAUAGUAGAAAGGCUUCCAGAGGUAGCUCCCCCUAUCCGGAGGAGCAAUCCAGGGUCCUAUUCCGAUACACCUUUCGUGGAAGAGAUUGCCUCGGUAGAGAUGCCUCGCAAGUUCUCCUUUCCGAACAUAAAGAUGUAUGAAGGUACAAGAGAUCCCGACAAUCACGUUGCUCAGUACAUGAAACACAUGCUAGCCGUAGCAAUCCCUAGAGAUGCAAGGGAAGCUACCAUGUGGAAAGGAUUUGGAUCAACCCUGACCGGUCCUGCUCUUCAAUGUUACAUUAAUCUUCCUACCAAGUCCAUCAGGUCCUUUGCAGCCCUUAGUGAUAAGUUUGUAGAGCAAUUUGCCAGUAGCCGCAACCUAGAGAAAAAUUCGGAUGAUCUCUACGAAGUCCUCCAGCAUAGGAAUGAACCCUUGCGUUCCUACAUAGCAUGCUUCAACCAAGAGAAUGUGGCUAUUCCUGAGUGCAACGCUGAUACGGCUUUCUCAGCCUUUAAGCGGGGCCUACUCCCGAAAGGAGAUCUCUACAAGGAUCUGACCAAGUACAAGUGCAUGACUAUGGAAGAUGUAUUAUCUCGCGCUUGGGCUCAAGUAAGAUGGGAGGAAGAUGUUGCAAGUAGGGAAAAGGCUUACCCGAAGCACGAUCAGAAGUCCUCAAAGCCAACUAGGAACGACCGCGAUGAGUCCUUCCAUCCCAAGUCAGCUAAAGAGACUAGCAAUCCAGGCAGGGGCAGAUAUCAAAACCGUCCUUUGCCUAGAUCCGAGGGGAUGAUGGUACCCACAUGGCCCGAUAUCUCUCAUCUUGCGAUAACAAAGUUGGAGCUGAUCUGUGUUCUACGACAAAUGGGUCCGCAAGUCAAGUGGCCCCCCAAGAUGAAGGCCUCUGAUGCUAACCGGCAUCCCAAACGAUGGUGCGAAUUCCAUAAUGACCAUGGCCACACAACGGAGGAUUGUAUAGUCCUGAAGAUAGAAGUCGCCGAGCUUCUCAAGAAAGGCCACCUUAGAGAGUUCCUCUCGGAUAAGGCCAAGAACCUUUUGAGUAAAGAAGGUCCCGGCCUUCCCACCGAAGCGGUUCCUGUUGGUCCCGGAUAUGGCCCGAUAGUUGAAUAA
Messenger RNA from Raphanus sativus (radish), 1344 nucleotides. RefSeq lists its product as uncharacterized. The transcript has a single exon. NCBI's taxonomy places the organism in Eukaryota, Viridiplantae, Streptophyta, Magnoliopsida, Brassicales, Brassicaceae. The record is from RefSeq and is a predicted model, not a curated record. The coding region runs from base 1 to 1344 and encodes 447 amino acids.